Messenger RNA from Ceraceosorus guamensis, 537 nucleotides. RefSeq lists its product as hypothetical. The record is from RefSeq and is a predicted model, not a curated record. Lineage: Eukaryota; Fungi; Basidiomycota; Exobasidiomycetes; Ceraceosorales; Ceraceosoraceae. The transcript has a single exon. The coding region runs from base 51 to 323 and encodes 90 amino acids.
CAUAUAUGCCAAGAGAGCGCUGCUGCACAAACAUCAUACACUGUACCUGUAUGCAAGGCAUCAGCCUAAAUCGUCGCCACUUGCCGCUUAAAAAACGCUCCGAGGGAUCUCUGCGAAUUAAGGCACCGAAAGCACAAGCACAAGCACAAGCACAAGCACAAGCACAAGCACAAGCACGAGCACAAGCACAAGCACAAGCACAAGCACAAGCACAAGCACAAGCAGCACGCCCCUCCUCGCACGCCAUUUCUCCUAUCCAUCAACCAAUCUCUCCGCUCUCUGGCCCAAUAGUGUGUGCCGCUGCACUUUCCCCCCCCUUCUGACACUUGUCACCCGUGGGCGCGUGAUGCUUCGCACGCCGAAUUUGGGCGAAAAGGUACGCCGCCCGCUUGCAUAGCGCAUUGCCCACAUCACUCACAAACCAAGCCUAGCUGCGCCUUGCCAGGAACAAUGCGCCGAAGCAGUGCGCAGGGGAUCGGCCACAUUCGUGGUGAUUUCGCGGAUUGCCCUUGGCCAAGCAAUGAUGCUCACGAGGGG